Messenger RNA from Exophiala bonariae, 1443 nucleotides. RefSeq lists its product as uncharacterized. The transcript is spliced from 3 exons. Gene Ontology annotation, biological process: transmembrane transport. The record is from RefSeq and is a predicted model, not a curated record. NCBI's taxonomy places the organism in Eukaryota, Fungi, Ascomycota, Eurotiomycetes, Chaetothyriales, Herpotrichiellaceae. Gene Ontology annotation, molecular function: transmembrane transporter activity. Gene Ontology annotation, cellular component: membrane. Bases 1 to 1443 code for a protein of 480 amino acids.
AUGGCUCACAGAGACAGCUUUUCAUCACUCAAGGACGAGAAGCACGAUCACGAUCAAGUGGAAAUUUCACCAGCCGUGGAAGACACCCACGACGCCAAAUUCGAAAAGAGAGUACUGAGAAAGAUCGACUGGCGCCUUCUCCCGAUUCUUGGUGCUCUUUACACCAUCGCACUGGUAGACCGAAGCAACAUCUCUGUCGCCAGAAUCUCUGGUCUGGAUGAAGAUGUCGGUCUCAAACAGGGCAAUCGUGCCUCAAUCGUCCUUCUGGUUUUCUUCAUUGGCUAUAUCAUCUUUGAGCUCCCUUCGAACAUUAUAAUCCACCGUGUCGGUGCUGCGAAUUGGCUGGCGUUCAUUGCAUUCUCGUGGGGUCUCGUUUCACUUGGUAUAGGCUUCCUUCAAAACUGGAUCGGCCUUGCCAUAUGUCGCGCUAUCUUAGGCGUGUUUGAGGCUGGUUUCUUCCCGGGUUGUAUCUACCUCGUGACUUGUUGGUAUCGACGGUACGAGGUACAGAAACGACUGGCAGGCUUCUUUCUCACAGCGUCCGCCCUAUCGGCAUUUGCGAACAUCUUUGCAUAUGGGCUCAUUCAAAUCGCCAAGCGCACCGAAUACAAAGGCUGGAGAUGGAUCUUCAUCAUCGAAGGGGCGAUCACUUGCGUCGCAGCGAUCGCGGCAUGGUUUGUCAUUGUCGACUUCCCCGACUCCAAUCGAAACACAUUCUUGAGCGAGGAAGAGAAAGCAUUCGUCAAGGCUAGACUUGCGGCAGACCGGGGAACCGAAGAACGCCAGAAAGUUACAUGGACAGUCCUCUUCAAGACCGCAGCCGACUGGAAAGUCUGGGCAUUCUCUCUCAUGUACAUGAGCGGUGCAGUGGGUGUCUAUGCGUUCCUGUUCUUCCUCCCCAUCAUCCUGCGAAGCGGUCUCGGAUAUUCUCUCUCAAUGUCCUUCAUCUUGUCGGCACCGCCUGCCCUAUUCUCAGUCGUCGAGGCAUUUUUCAUCUCGUGGGUUGCCGACAAGACCAAGAUGCGAGGCCCUUUUGUUGUUUUCCAGGGCAUUGUCGCGAUCAUCGGUCUCUGCAUGACAGGUUUCCUCAACGCACCAACACCGAGGUAUAUCGGCACUUUCCUAGGUGAAGCUGGUGUCAACGGCCUCGUCGUCUCCGUGCUAGCAUGGCAGGCAAACAAUCUUCGAGGAGAUGCAAAGCGUGCCGUCGCCACGGCGAUCCUUAUCUCUUGUUCCGGAAUCGGAGGAAUCUACUCCUCAUUGGUCUUCCGCCAACAGGAUGCGCCAAACUACCUGCCAGGCAUCAUCGCCGUGAUGGCGAUCUGUGUUUCCACGGUCAUCAUCGCAUGCAUCAUGAUGUUCUCGUUGAAGCGUGCGAACAAGCAGGCCGAUGAGGGAAAACGAAUCAUUGAGGGUCUUGAGGGAUUCAGAUAUACUAUCUAG